AUGGCCCGCCUGCGGCCCUCCGGCCCGGCCCCGCUGCGGCCGCUGCUGCUGCUCCUGCUGGUGGCCGCGCGCAGCCUGCCCCGCGCCGGCGGGACGUGCCCGGAGCGCGCGCUGGAGCGGCGCGAGGAGGAGGCGAACGUGGUGCUCACGGGCACGGUGGAGGAGAUCCUCAACGUGGACCCGGUGCAGCACACGUACUCGUGCAAGGUUCGGGUCUGGCGGUACUUGAAGGGGAAAGAUGUGGUGGCCCAGGAGAGUCUGCUGGAUGGUGGCCACAAGGUGGUGAUCGGCGGCUUUGGAGACCCUCUCAUUUGUGACAACCAGGUGUCCACUGGGGACACCAGGAUCUUCUUUGUGAACCCUGCGCCCCCAUACCUGUGGCCGGCCCACAAGAACGAGCUCAUGCUCAACUCGAGCCUCAUGCGGAUCACUCUGCGGAAUCUGGAGGAGGUAGAGUUGUGCGUGGAAGACAAACCUGGGACCCACUUCACAGCAACACCUAUGAUACCUCCUGAUGCGUGCCGCGGGAUGCUGUGCGGCUUCGGCGCCGUGUGCGAGCCCAGCGCGGAGAAUCCCGGACGGGCGUCCUGCGUGUGCAAGAAGAGCUCGUGCCCCAACGUGGUGGCGCCCGUGUGCGGCUCAGACGCCUCCACCUACAGCAACGAGUGCGAGCUGCAGCGCGCGCAGUGCCGCCAGCAGAGGCGCAUCCGCCUGCUCCGCCGCGGGCCCUGCGGGUCCCCGGACCCCUGCUCCAACGUGACCUGCAGCUUUGGCAGUACCUGCGCGCGCUCCGCCGACGGGCAGACGGCCUCGUGCCUGUGUCCCACGACCUGCCGGGGCACCCCCGAGGGCACCGUGUGCGGCAGCGACGGCACAGACUACCCCGGCGAGUGCCAGCUCCUGCGCCGGGCCUGCGCCCGCCAGGAAAACAUCUUCAAGAAGCUGGACGGCCCCUGCGACCCCUGCCAGGGCACCCUCACUGACCUGAGCCGCAUCUGCCGCGUGAACCCACGCACGCGGCGCCCCGAAAUGCUCCUGAGGCCGGAGAGCUGCCCUUCCCGGAGGGCGCCUGUGUGUGGCGACGAUGGGGUCACCUACGAAAACGACUGCGUCAUGGGCCGAACAGGGGCUGCCCGUGGCCUCCUCCUCCAGAAAGUGCGCUCUGGCCAGUGCCAGCCUCGAGACCAGUGCCCAGACGCCUGCCUGUUCAAUGCUGUGUGCUUGUCCCGCCGUGGCCAUCCCCAUUGCUCCUGUGACCGUGUCACCUGUGACGGGGCCUACAGGCCUGUGUGCGCCCAGGACGGGCACACGUAUGACAAUGACUGUUGGCGCCAGCAGGCUGAGUGUCAGCAGCAACGAGCCAUCCCUGCCAAGCACCAGGGCCCGUGUGACCAGGCCCCGUCCCCCUGCCGUGGGGUGCAGUGCACAUUCGGGGCAACCUGUGCCGUGAAGAACGGGGAGGCUGUGUGUGAGUGCCCACAGGCAUGUUCUGGCACCUAUGACCCCGUGUGCGGCAGCGAUGGCGUCACCUACAGCAAUGCGUGCGAGCUGGAGGCCACGGCCUGUGCCCUCGGGCGGGAGAUCCGGGUAGCACGCAGAGGACCCUGUGACCACUGCGGGCAGUGCCGCUUUGGAGCUCUGUGUGAGGCUGAGACCGGGCGCUGUGUUUGCCCCUCUGAAUGUGUGGCCUCGGCCCAGCCCGUGUGUGGUUCUGAUGGGCACACAUAUGCCAGCGAGUGUGAGCUGCACGUCCACGCCUGCACACACCAGAUCAGCCUGCGCGUGGCCUCCGCCGGACACUGCCAGACUUGUGGAGACACGGUGUGUGCCUUUGGGGCUGUGUGUUCGGCAGGGCAGUGUGUGUGUCCCCGGUGUGAGCGCCCCCCACCCAGCCCCGUAUGCGGCACCGACGGUAUCACUUACCGCAGCACCUGCGAGCUACGGGAAGCUGCCUGUCGGCAGCAGGUGAACAUUGAGGAGGCCCGGAGAGGGCCGUGUGAGCAGGCCGAGUGUGGCUCGGGCGGCUCUGGCUCCGGAGACGACGGUGUGUGUGAGCAGGAGCUGUGCCGGCAGCACGGUGGCGUGUGGGACGAGGACUCGGAGGAUGGCCCAUGUGUCUGUGGCUUCAGCUGCCAGAGUGUCCCCAGGAGCCCGGUGUGCGGCUCUGAUGGGGUCACCUAUGGCACCGAAUGUGACCUGAAGAAGGCCCGGUGUGAGUCACAGCGAGAACUGUACAUCGCGGCUCAGGGAGCCUGCCAAGGUCCCACCUUGGCCCCACUGCUGCCUGUGGCUCCCCUGCACUGUGCCCAGACCCCCUACGGCUGCUGCCAAGACAAUGUCACUGCUGCCCAGGGUGUGGGCCGUGCUGGCUGCCCCAGUGCGUGCCAGUGCAACCCACAUGGCUCCUACAGCAGCACCUGCGACCCAGCUACAGGCCAGUGCUCCUGCCGCCCAGGUGUGGGGGGCCUCAAGUGUGACCGCUGCGAGCCUGGCUUCUGGAACUUCCGGGGCAUUGUCACUGAUGGCCGGAGUGGCUGUACCCCUUGCAGCUGUGACCCCUGGGGUGCCGUGCGGGACGACUGUGAGCAGAUGACAGGGCUGUGCUCCUGCAAGCCUGGGGUGGCUGGUCCCAAGUGCGGGCAAUGUCCAGAUGGUCGCGCCUUGGGCCCUGCUGGCUGUGAACCAGACUCCUCGGUGCCCGAGACUUGUUUGGAGAUGCGCUGUGAGUUUGGUGCAUUCUGCGUGGAGGAGGCUGGCUCUGCCCACUGUGUUUGCCCAGCGCUCACAUGUCCUGAGACUGAUGCUACCAAGGUCUGCGGGUCGGAUGGGGUCACCUAUGGCAACGAGUGCCAGCUGAAGACCAUUGCCUGCCGCCAGAGCCUGAACAUCUCUGUGCAGAGCCUCGGCCCCUGUCAGGAGGCUGUUGUUCCUGGUGCCCACCCAACACCCGCGUCCAUAACCACCCCAGGGCCCAUCCUGAGCGAGAUGCUGCCACUACCCCCCAGCACCCACCCCAUGGCUCCCAGCAGUAUCCCCUACAGCCGGCCCACUCCUCUACACUCAUCACGACCUUGGACCACCGCCAGCAUCCCCAGGACCACCACGCGGCCUGCACUGACUAUGUCCCCCACAGCACCCUCUGCUGUGACCAGUCUCGUCAUGUCUGCCUUCGGAGAAUCCGGCAGUGCAGAUGGCAGUGGCGAGGAAGAGCUGAGCGGGGACCAGGAGGCCAGCGGGGGGGGGUCUGGGGGACUCGAGCCCCCUGAGGACAGCAAUGUGGGGACCCCUGGGCCACCCAUCGAGAGGGCUUCCUGCUACAACUCACCUUUGGGCUGCUGUUCGGAUGGCAAGACACCCUCAGUGGACACAGAGGGCUCCAACUGUCCCGCCACCAAGGCGUUCCAGGGCGUGCUGGAACUUGAGGGGGUCGAGGGGCAGGAGCUAUUCUACACACCAGAGAUGGCUGACCCCAAGUCGGAGCUGUUUGGGGAGACCGCCAGGAGCAUCGAGAGUGCGCUGGACGACCUCUUCCGGAACUCAGAUGUCAAGAAGGACUUCUGGAGUGUCCGCCUGCGGGACCUGGGGCCCGGCAGAUCGGUCCGUGCCAUUGUGGACGUGCACUUUGACCCCACCACAGCCUUCAGGGCCCCCGACGUGAGCCGGGCCCUGCUCCGGCAGAUCCAGGUGUCCAGGCGCCGGUCCCUGGGGGUGACACGGCCACUGCAGGACCACGUGCGUUUCAUGGACUUUGACUGGUUUCCUGCGUUCACGGUAGCCACAACUGGAGCCACUGCUGCUGUGACCACAGCCAGAGCUACCACUGUGGCCCGCCUGCCUUCCUCUGCGGUGACCCAUCGGGCCCCGUACCCUAUUCAUACAAGCCGGCCCACUGGCAGGACCACAGCACCCCCCAGCACACGCUGGCCCCCCACCACUGCCCCCAGCCGGGCGGCUGGACGCCGACCUCUGACCCCAGGGCCCCAGCAGCCCCCAAGGCCCUGUGACUCCCAACCCUGCCUCCAUGGGGGGACCUGCCAAGACCAGGACUCAGGCAGAGCCUUCACCUGCAGCUGCCGGACGGGCAGGGGAGGCGCCUUCUGUGAGAAGGCGCUGCGCCCCUCCUUGCCGGCCUUCGGAGGUCGCUCCUUCCUGGCCUUCCCCACCCUCCGCGCCUACCACACGCUGCGUCUAGCGCUGGAGUUCCGGGCGCUGGAGCCUCAGGGGCUGCUGCUCUACAACGGCAACGCCCGCGGAAAGGACUUCCUGGCACUGGCGCUGCUGGGCGGCCGCGUGCAGCUCAGGUUCGACACAGGUUCGGGGCCUGCGGUGCUGACGAGCUCGGUGCCCGUAGAGCCGGGUCGGUGGCACCGACUAGAGCUGUCGCGGCACUGGCGCCGGGGCACACUCUCAGUGGAUGGUGAGACCCCUGUCGUGGGUGAGAGUCCCAGUGGCACUGACGGUCUCAACCUCGACACUGACCUCUUCGUGGGUGGUGUCCCAGAGGACCACGCUGCCAUGGUGCUUGAACGGACCUCUGUCAGCGUCGGCCUGAGAGGCUGCAUCCGUUUGCUAGACGUCAACAACCAGCGGUUGGAGCUCAGCAGCUGGCAGGGGGCUGCGGUCCAAAGCUUCAGUGUGGGCGAGUGUGGGGACCACCCCUGCCUGCCCAACCCCUGCCGUGGUGGGGCCCCAUGCCAGGCCCUGGAGGCCGGUGUGUUCCACUGUCAGUGCCCACCCGGCCGCUUUGGCCCGACCUGCGCCAAUGAAAAGAGCCCCUGCCAGCCGAACCCCUGCCACGGGGCAGCCCCCUGCCAUGUGCUACCCGAGGGUGGGGCCAAGUGCGAGUGCCCCCUGGGACGCAGGGGCAGCCUCUGCCAGAUAGUGUCAGAGCAAGACGACCCUCGGCCCUUCCUGGCUGACUUCAGCGGCUUCUCCUACCUAGAGCUGAAAGGCUUGCACAAUUUUGAGCGGGACCUGGGGGAGAAGAUGGCGGUGGAGGUGGUGUUCCUGGCCCGUGGCCCCAGUGGCCUGCUCCUCUACAACGGGCAGAAGACGGACGGCAAGGGCGACUUCGUAUCACUGGUGUUGCAUGACCGCCGCCUGGAGUUCCGCUAUGACCUGGGCAAGGGGGCAGCUGUCAUCAGGAGCAAAGAGCCCAUCACCCUGGGCACCUGGACCAGGGUCUCACUGGAGCGAAAUGGCCGCAAGGGCGCCAUGCGUGUUGGUGAUGGGCCCCGUGUGCUAGGGGAGUCCCCGAAAUCCCGCAAGGUGCCACACACCAUCCUCAAUCUGAAGGAGCCACUCUACGUUGGGGGCGCCCCUGACUUCAGCAAGCUAGCUCGGGCGGCUGCAGUGUCCUCGGGCUUUGAUGGUGCCAUCCAGCUGGUCUCCCUGAGAGGCCGCCAGCUGCUGACCCAGGAGAACGUGCUUCAGGCGGUGGACGUCUCCUCCUUCCCAGACCACCCUUGUACUCAAGCCUCAGGCCACCUCUGCCUCAAUGGGGCCUCGUGUCUCCCAAGGGAGGCCACCUAUGAGUGCCUGUGUCCUGCAGGCUUCUCAGGGCUGCACUGCGAGAAGGGGCUAAUUGAGAAGUCAGCAGGGGGCCUGGACACGCUGGCCUUUGAUGGGCAGACCUACAUCGAGUACCUCAAUGCUGUGACCGAGAGCGAGAAGGCACUGCAGGGCAACCACUUUGAACUGAGCUUGCGCACCGAGGCCACGCAGGGGCUGGUGCUGUGGAGCGGCAAGGCCACGGAGCGGGCAGACUAUGUGGCACUGGCCAUCGUGGACGGGCGCCUGCAGCUGAGCUACGACCUGGGCUCCCAGCCCGUGGUGCUGCGCUCCACUGUGCCUGUCAGCACCAACCAGUGGCUGCGGGUCAGGGCACACAGGGAGCAGAGGGAAGGUUCGCUCCAGGUGGGCAAUGAGGCUCCUGUGACUGGCUCCUCCCCGUUGGGUGCCACACAGCUGGACACAGACGGAACCCUGUGGCUCGGGGGCCUGCAGAAGCUGCCUGUGGGCCAGACCCUGCCCAAGGCCUACAGCACAGGCUUUGUAGGAUGCCUGCGGGACGUGGUGGUGGGCCAGCGCCCGCUGCAGCUGCUGGAGGACGCUGUCACCAAGCCAGAGCUGCGGCCCUGUCCCUCUGCUUGAGCCAAUGCCAGAGCCCACCACCCACCCUGCUGUAAUUAUUUUCUAUUUUUGUAAACUUGUGGCUUUUUGAUAUGAUUUUCUUGCCUGCGUGUUGGCCGGAAGGACUGCGGGCCCGGCCUCCCUUCCGUCCAGGCAGCCGUGCUGCAGAGACAAACCCAGUGCCAAGGGUCUUGUGGGGUGAUGUGGCUGCGUGGAGGGCUUGAGCCAGACAGCAGCCUCGGGACACGCCCUCUGCCUCGGGGCACCGAGUCACAGCCCCAUGCACUGUGCAUCCCUGUGUCCAUCUGUGUUGGUCCUUUGUGUACCUUGGUCCGUUUGCAGGCCCACUCCCGCAUCUCCCACAUCUUCCACAUUCCAUGUGACGAGCCCUGCUUCCCAAAGCAGGAAGGGACUGCUGGGGUAUAAUAGAGCCCAUCCUCCUCGCAAGCCCCGCUGGGCCUUUCUAGGUUCCCACCUACGCUGCUGUCCCCACUGCGUGUGUGGUGGGCCAUGCUGCCUCGCCUCCGGGCUAGCCUGGACCCCAGGGCCUGCCCUGCCUGGGCCUCUUGUGCUAAUACUGUGACUUAGGAACAAUGUUACUGUUGGGGCCACACUCCAUCCCUCCCUCGAGCUGUAUCCGCCCGUCCCAGGGUGCUGUGGAGCAGAGGCCAGGCCCAGGUCCAUCCAAGUGCCCUGACCCUUGGCUGGCCCUGUAUGCACUGUUCCCCUCCCCUCAACACCAGGCCCUGAGAGGGAGUGGCCACUGUGUGUGCUGUUGCUGACCUCUGUCGCUUUCCUGCCCAAGUGUCUGGCCUGGCCACAGCCACGAUUUCCAUGCACUGAUUUUAUUUGACACUUAUAGCAGCAGGGCUGUUGUCUCUCCUGUCCUGACCCGAGAGCAGCUGCAGGCUGCCUCGCAGCGAACCCUCACUGAAGUUCAGUGUGAGGGGCGGCCGUUCUUGUCUGAGCAUGACCAGGGCCUGGCCCGUGUCUGACCAUGGCCAAGGGGUGGAUGUAGGGGCAGCAGAGAUGGCUGUGAAGCCAGAAAUGCCUUAAACUGCGACGUCCCAUUCCGUCCUCUCCCACUCUCCCCCCACUCAACCCCCAGCCCAGUCCUCUUGGGAUCAAGAUGACCAGAUACAGCUGGUGUGGGGCUGCCCUGACCCUCCCUCUGCCAGGGCUGGUGCUGGGGCUGGAGAGAACCACAUGGCAUUACUAACUCCAGU
Molecule: messenger RNA, 7358 nt
Organism: Cynocephalus volans (Philippine flying lemur)
Lineage: Eukaryota; Metazoa; Chordata; Mammalia; Dermoptera; Cynocephalidae
Gene: AGRN
Product: agrin
Exons: 37
Coding region: 1-6153 (2050 amino acids)
Biological process (GO): G protein-coupled acetylcholine receptor signaling pathway; receptor clustering; neuromuscular junction development
Molecular function (GO): laminin binding; calcium ion binding
Source: RefSeq, a predicted model, not a curated record